Ictalurus furcatus (blue catfish) is the source of this 4047-nucleotide messenger RNA. RefSeq names its product E3 ubiquitin-protein ligase TRIM35-like. Gene Ontology annotation, molecular function: protein binding; zinc ion binding. Bases 157 to 1575 code for a protein of 472 amino acids. NCBI's taxonomy places the organism in Eukaryota, Metazoa, Chordata, Actinopteri, Siluriformes, Ictaluridae. The transcript is spliced from 6 exons. The record is from RefSeq and is a predicted model, not a curated record.
UGUGCGUGUGUGUGUGUGUGUGUGUGUGUGUGUGUGUGUGUGUUUGUGUCCAGUGUGACUGUUCACACUGGCUCCACCCUACAGCUCUGUAUUCAGUAUAAAUUUCAGAAGGCUACCAGGAGAGACAGAUGCUCCACUGCCUCUACAUGCGACAACAUGGCUUCCAGACCCUCUCUGACUGAAGAUGAUUUCUCCUGUCCUGUGUGCUGUGAUAUCUUCAGGGAGCCUUUACUCCUGUCCUGCUCCCACAGCAUCUGUAAAAGCUGCCUGCACACUUUCUGGCAGCAGCGAGGAGCUCAAGAGUGUCCCAUCUGCAGGACCGUGUCCUCCACCCCUGAGCCUCCAUUGAACAUCGUGCUGCACAACAUGUGCGAGGCGGUACUGAAGGAGCGGAACCGGAGGAUGUCAGUGGAAAUGGAGGGGCUCUGCAGUAUACACCAUAAAGCUCUUACUCUGUUCUGUGUAAAGGAUCAGAGGCCUCUCUGCACCAAGUGCAAGGACUCCACAUUACACAGCAGGCACACUGUCUGCUCCAUACGGGAAGCAUCACAAGACCUCAAGCAGGCACUCAAAAUGAAACUGAAGCCCUUACAUGAGAAGAUUAAAAUCUAUGAGGACUUCAAACAGUCCUGUGUUAAUACCAGAGAGCAUAUUAAGAAGCAGAGCCAACACACAGAGGCAAUGGUCAGGGGAGAAUUCAAGAAGCUUCACCAGUUUCUCUGGAAUGAAGAGGAGGCCAGAAUAACUGCACUGAAAGAGGAAGAGGAGCAGAGAAGUCAGACAAUGAAGAAAAAGAUUGACAAGAUCACAAUUAAAAUAUCCAGUGUCAUUGACACCAUCAAUGCCAUUGAGAAACAGAUACAAGGAGAAGAUUUGCCAUUUCUGUUGAACUACAAUGCUUUACUUGAAAGAACUCAAGCCAAACUAGAAAAUCCAGAGAAAUUAUCUGGAGUUCUGAUCAAUGUGGCAAAGCAUCUGAGCAACCUGAGCUUCCAAGUGUCAGAGAAGAUGCACGGCUUUGUACAAUACACCCCUGUGGUGUUUGACCCCAACACUGCCCACGCUGGCCUCAUAGUGUCUGAUGAUCUGAUCACGGUGGCGUAUAAAGGCGAGCUUCAGCAGCUUCCUGAUAACUCAGAGAGGUUUGAGGGUUAUGUGAGCGUCAUAGGCUCUGAGGGCUUUAAUUCAGGCACACACUGCUGGGAUGUCGAGGUUGGAGACAACACAGCCUGGGCCGUGGGAAUCAUCUCAGAGUCUGUGUAUGAGCACAGAGAAAAUCUCUCGCGGUUUGGGUUGUGGUAUGUGGGCUUUUGCAAUGACAAAUACGGUAAAGGAUAUGCACCUGAGAUCCUGACGCUGUUGCGGGUUAGCAAGAAGAUUGAGAGGAUCAGGGUUACCGUGGACUUUAACAAGGGAAAGGUGAUCUUUACUGACUCAGCCCGUAACAUCUGUCUGCACAUCUUUAAACAAUCUUUUAGGGAGAGAGUUUUCCCUUAUUUUUACAGCCACUGCAAACUCCAUCCUCUGAGAAUAUUACCAGUAAAGUCUUCAGUGACCAUUCAGAUGCACAGUUAGAUAAUACCUGACACAAUGACUUAACUCAGGCUAAACAAUCAUUUUGAGCAGUGGUGGUGUCUUACUCAGAAAGUUAUGAAUUCAAAUCCCUGCAUUGCCAACCUGCCACUGAUUGGUCAUUGAGGAAAUCCUGAAAUCCCUACAAGAUAUGCUGGAUCAUGGCUGUCCCUAGUUUUCUAGCAAUACAAUAUUUCACUGUACUGUACAAACAUGGAUAUGUGACAGUAUAAAAUUGAAUGAUCAUAGAGCAGGCUUGUCCAAUCUUCUCUGGAAACCGCCGGUGUGGGUGUAGGUUUUCACUCUUCCCAAGCAGAAGCCACACCUGAAUCUAUUGAAAGCCAAGCUCAACUGUAUAAACACCAGGUGGAAUCAGGUGUGGCUCCUACUUGAUUGGAAUGAAAACCUACACCCACACCGGCCCUUGGCAGAAAAGAUUGGACACCCCUGUCAAGGACAAUAGAAGAAUCAGGGACGUUUGUGUAGCUAAUAGCUGUCAUGGGGGAGUGUCCAUGGACAUGGAUGCAGAACUUCUUUUAAAAAAACAGAACACAGGGAAACGGACACUAAGAACACCAGAAAACCAGGAAACACCAGGGUACCAAAACAACCAGAAACUAAGGAAUACUAUAUAAACAAGGCUAGAAAAUAAUUAAACUAUCAAAAAGACUAUGUAUAGUACAAAUAACAUCAAAUGGAAAGGAGCGGGGUCCCCACCCAAGGCGGGAGGCAGAGCGACAUCCCCACCCAAGACGGAAGGUGGAGCGACGUCCCCAGCCGAGACGGGAGGCGGAGCGACGUCCCCAGCCAAGACAGGAGGCGGAGCGACGUCCCCAGCAGAGACGGGAGGCAGAGCGACGUCCCCAGCCAAGACGAGAGGCGGAACAACGUCACCAGCCGAGAUGGGAGGCGGAGGGACGUCCCCAGAUGAGCAAGGGAGCAGUGCUGUGCCAACAAGGUGGGGGGCGGGGUUGGGGUGGAAGGGUAAAUUCACCAGCUGGGACGGGCGGAGGUUGAUGGCCGUAAUGGGACCAUGAAGCAGAGCGAUGUCCUCAGCUGAACAAAGCAGAGCAACAUCCGCAGCAAGACAGGGAAGUAGGGUGACAACCUCAGCAAGACACAGAGGUCUUGCUGAGGUUGCGACGUCCUCAGCAGGGAGCCGAUGAUCUCAGUGGGGCGGGGUACGAGUGCAGCGGCGAGCCUCCAGCUUCUAACCACAAACCGUCUCCUAAUCCAGUCUAUCCCACUGCCCCAAAUAUACCUCCUAUAGGUGAACCUCAAGAGCCAAAACCCACUCCCAUCACAGCACUGGAGUUCUGUUGCAUCCAUGUGUAGCUGGAGCAUUCUGUUAAGGGGGAAAGUCCAUGGAGGCGGAUAUAUGUGCAGAACUUCUUUAUUUUAAAAAAAACAGGACACAGGGAAACAGACACGAGGAACCAGAAAACCAGGAAACACCAGGGAACCAGAACAACCAGAAAUACUAUAUAAACAAGGCUAGAAAUACUUAAACUAUCAAAAAGAUAGAGUUGGGUACUCAAUCCUGGACUUGGAUUAUGAACGAACGUACUCUCCCUUCCUGACUAUAUGGCUUUUCUUCACACACCUGAAGUGCGCACAGAAAUCUGCCUCAUCGUGUACCAAAUGAACUCUAUGCUCAAUCGCUUCUGUGUUUUAUCUCAGCCAGCUCAGUUACAUCCGGUGCCGCGCCAGAAGCCGCUUUGGUGAUAACUGUGUAAAGAUGGCGCAGGAAAGUAAGACUUAUUACACUCAAUGUUUACAAUACCUUCCCCAGAUUACUGUGAAUGAUAUUAGUUAUAUUGUGAGGCAGUCAGUUGUUACACCCAACAGUAAGAAAGAGAAGGGCUUAUAUAUUUCGAGUUACAUCGACAAUUUUUAGGGUGAGUAUUCUCAUGCUAUAUCCGACUAGCGAAUCUAGCUAAGUCUCCGUUUUCUGUCAGUUCAUUCCUGUCUUUGCAUUAUUUGUAUUUAUUUAUCUAAUUAAAAUGUACUUUAUACAAUAAAUUAUCUGCACUUGCAUCCACCUCCUCCUCCAGUCCCUGACAACUUGAGUACAUGGUUCAUUGUAAUGGUACUUUUUUGAGUAUAGUUAAAUCAUAGUACUUUUACUUGAGUUUGUUUUUUAAAUAAAACAUUAACCUUCAUUACAUUUACUUUUAAUCACUGAUGCAGACUAAAAAAAAUAUGAAGACGCAUUUAAACAUAUAAACAUUGAAACAUGUUCGGCCGAACUAUUGUCUUCCUGCUGUUGAUACCUUAACUUUCUGGAAGCCAUUAAUAGAAUUAUAUAUAAUACUAAUAAUACUAUAAUAAUAAUAACAAUAAUACCUAUAAUAGCUGAAUGAAUAAAAUGAAUCCGAGUUUUGCUGGUAGUACACUUCACUAUAUAUUUAAUGCUAUACAAAAGUAAAGUCGCUGGCUGAGAUUCUACCGGAAAUAAUGAUGAGUCUUUAUUGG